AAGAACCCAUCUCUUCUCCUUUCCUCCUCCUCUACAAAUUAUUUAUUUGCACUUUAACACCCUCUUUUUUUUCCAUCUAAGUUUGUAAUUUGCAAGAUGUGCUGCUGCCCGAGUAGAGUUUGCUGCCUGUGCUUUCUUCUCGUCCUCGUGGUCGCGCUUAUCGGGUUCGUUUUCGGGUUCGGAGUUUUUGCGCAUGGGUUCCACAAAUUGAAGGAGAUGUUGCAUGAUGAACCCUCAAUAGAUGGGAGACCCUUCUUGGGCUUUGGAGUUCCAGCUCCUGCUCCUCUCUGAUUGGUUCUCCUUCAAUCAACUAUUCUUUUAGUAGAAUUGUAGAGUUUUCUUUUUCUCCUUGUUGGGUUCUUGGAUACGUAGGUUUUUUUUUCUUCUUGAAUUUUAGGGAUUUUUUCCUUCUUUUUAUUGAUUUUUUUUUUUUUUGAGAUCCGUAAUAAUCUGAGUAUGUUUAUGUUGUUGGGUUCAGGGUUUUGGAUCCGGCCCAUAAUAUUUUGAUGGAUGGGAGUCGUUGCUCUAUCUAAUCCGACAUUAUUAAUUAACUAAUUUGUU
Asparagus officinalis (garden asparagus) is the source of this 561-nucleotide messenger RNA. RefSeq lists its product as uncharacterized. NCBI's taxonomy places the organism in Eukaryota, Viridiplantae, Streptophyta, Magnoliopsida, Asparagales, Asparagaceae. The coding region runs from base 97 to 291 and encodes 64 amino acids. The record is from RefSeq and is a predicted model, not a curated record. The transcript has a single exon.